ACGGCCCACCGCCUGGGCGCCACCUGAACGGUUGAAUCUGAAGAAUCCAACGAUACACUUACUGCAUAUUAAAUAUUAAAGGGCUCAGGAAUGAACUCUGUUCCAUAUCAAUAUAUAGGUAUUAUCCACCAUUUAUUUUCUUCUGAUUUUUCUCCACCAUAUACUAGUCUUUGAAUAUCAUCUUAGUUUCCUGUAUGUCUUUGGUUUAUUGAGUCUAUGGCUGUUAAAAGCAUGGAAAUUUCCAGAAAAUUUGAUGUUCUUGAUGUUGGAAAAGUAGUUUCAGAGGGAAAGAGAAGCGGGAAUCUUGUAAAACUGGAAUCCGAGGUUGGGUUUAGGAAUGGGUACAUUCCAGAAUGGAUGCUGAUUGAAAUUCUGUGUAGAUUGCCUGCCAAGUGUGUUUUCAGGUACAAAUCUGUUUCAAAGCAGUUGCUUUCUUUGAUUUCCGAUCCUUCCUUUGUUCGUUUCUAUGUUUCUCGAUUUCGAGAAAAUCCUUGGACACUUCUUUCUAGUACUCUCCAUGUCGACCCCUCCGGAAACUCUAAUUUCCCCAAACAUAUGUUGUUGUCGGCCGCGUUUUCCGGUGACGAGAACUGCCCUACUCUCUCCGCAAUUUCAUUCCCCGGUUCACCGGAGGUUUCGGCGGGGCAGAGCUAUAACGUCGUGGCGGUUAGCGAUGGGUUUGUACUGUACGCUCAGCGCGUGUAUUUGGAGUGCGGCGUUACCACGCUGACUAACUACACUGUCUACAGCCCCACGACGGGGCAAUGCGUGGCGCUUCCGCCGCCGUCGCGGCGGUUCAUGUUGAGCACCGCCGGUUUCGUGACCCGAGUCGAGGGGGGCGCUCUGAGGAGCUUCAAAGUGGUGAGGCUCGGCUGCUGUCUCAGCCGCUGCCACGCGCUGGAGUUGGAGGUGUUCUGUUCCGAGAGCGGCGCGUGGAACGACGCCGUGGUUCGCACGGAUCAUGAAAUCGAAAUCGCCUGGCGAAGAACGCCGGCGUCUUUCAACGGGAAUUUGCACUGGGUCGAUCGCCGGUUAGGGAUUGUUGCUUACGAUCCUUAUCACGCGCCGGAUCGUUGCCGCAUCAUCGCGUUUCCGGGCGGGAUUGAUGAGCAGUGUAACAACUCCAUAUAUAACGGGAUUCCUAGUCUCUGCGUUGGACAUCAGGGAAAUUUAUGGUACCUCGAAGUCCUGGUUACAUCCGAGGAUGAUUUUCAGUUUUCAGGUUUCUGUUCCUGGGUGCUCGGGGAUUACGAGGACUCCAAUAGUUGGUCAUUGUAUCAGAAAACCAAGAUCAACGACAUCUCAUUUGACGAAAACCUGGAUAUUGACGUGCUAGUGGGGUUCAUCCCUGUUCCAAUCGCCUUCCAUCCAUUUAAUCCGGACAUGAUUUACUUAGGAUGGGGCGACAUCCUCGUCUCUUACAACAUGAAGACGAGAAAAUUGGAAGCUGUUGAUAUCCCAAACGGAGAAACGCUUCGGAACGGUGGCCUGAAAGGGGAGCCUUGUUGGUGGCAGACAUCCCUGUUUGUGCUCCCGACAUGGCCGACAUCCAUUGCUUAUGAUCCGAAAAGUGAAGUUAUAUAUUAAUUCUUUAAUGAUCCUUAAAACAUUCAUAAUAUAUAUGUGAAUUGUGAUCAUAUAUUUUGUUUAUGACUUUUAAAGUUUGGUUGGUAGCUUAUUAUGAUUCAUGUAACAGGAUUUGUUAUAUUAUGUAGUUUACUAUGAACUCUCUACGGUUUUGGUUUUCCAUCUAGUUGUAUUGCAACUUGCAAGGCAUAAACCGUGAUGGUAUUUUUGUCUGUAAAAUUAAAUAUGUAGAAGUAGCUUUCCCAAA
Molecule: messenger RNA, 1834 nt
Organism: Ipomoea triloba (trilobed morning glory)
Lineage: Eukaryota; Viridiplantae; Streptophyta; Magnoliopsida; Solanales; Convolvulaceae
Product: putative F-box/kelch-repeat protein At1g15680
Exons: 1
Coding region: 217-1587 (456 amino acids)
Molecular function (GO): protein binding
Source: RefSeq, a predicted model, not a curated record